AUGGCAUCCGCUACUCGAACCUUUGCUCGCGCAGGCGCUGCAUUCAAAUCCACACCUUUCAGAUCCGCCACUCGUACUGCAUUGAGUGCUCCUCGUCAGGCAUUCCGUCAACAAUCUCGUCGUGGAUAUGCAUCUGAGGGACCUGCCAAAUCUUCCUUCCCUCUCUCCAUCGGUGUUGCUGCUUUGGCCGUUGCUGGAGGUGCUGGAUAUUACUUCAUCUCCCAAGGUAAUGGAUCACUCUUGAGUGGUUCUGCCAAGGAAACCGCCGGUCUCUUCACACCUACAUUCGACGAUUACCAAAAGGUGUACAACGAAAUUGCAGAGAGAUUGGAAGAGAAGGAUGAUUAUGAUGAUGGUUCUUACGGACCCGUCUUGGUCAGAUUGGCGUGGCAUUGCAGCGGAACCUUCGACAAGGAAACCGGUACUGGUGGUAGCAAUGGUGCCACUAUGAGAUUUGCUCCAGAGGGUGAUCACGGUGCCAAUGCUGGUUUGGUUGCUGCUAGAGAUUUCUUGGCUCCUAUUAAGGAGAAGCACCCAUGGAUCUCCUACUCUGAUCUGUGGAUCUUGGCUGGUAUUUGCGCCAUUCAAGAAAUGCAAGGUCCAGUCAUUCCUUUCCGACCAGGUAGACAAGAUAAGGACGCUGCUGCUUGCACACCUGAUGGACGUCUCCCGGAUGCGUCCCAAGGUAACAAGCACUUGAGAGCUAUCUUCGGUCGUAUGGGAUUCAAUGAUCAAGAAAUUGUUGCUUUGAGUGGUGCUCACGCUCUUGGACGUUGCCACACUGAUCGUAGUGGAUUUGAGGGUCCUUGGACUUUCUCUCCAACAGUUGUCACCAACGACUACUACAAGCUCUUGUUGAAUGAGAAGUGGAACUGGAAAAAGUGGAAUGGUCCUAAGCAGUACGAAGACAAGACCACCAAGUCCCUCAUGAUGCUUCCUACCGACAUGGCUCUCGUCUCCGAUAAAUCUUUCCGCUCAUACGUUGAGAAGUACGCAAAUGAUGAAUCUCUCUUCAUGAAGGACUUCGCAAAUGUCAUCACCAAGCUCUUUGAACUCGGUGUUCCUUUUGCAGAGACUACCGAACAAGCCCCUAUGAAGUUCAAGCCUACUGCCUAG
Molecule: messenger RNA, 1116 nt
Organism: Botrytis byssoidea
Lineage: Eukaryota; Fungi; Ascomycota; Leotiomycetes; Helotiales; Sclerotiniaceae
Exons: 3
Coding region: 1-1116 (371 amino acids)
Biological process (GO): cellular response to oxidative stress; response to reactive oxygen species; hydrogen peroxide catabolic process
Molecular function (GO): heme binding; peroxidase activity
Source: RefSeq, a predicted model, not a curated record